UAUUUAUUUUGAUUUAACAAAACUAUAAGUCCAUGUGUUUGCUUCUCCGGGUCCAGUUUGAGUGACAGGUGAGUGUCGGCAUCAGGUCCACUGAAGAGAGACAGUGAGUGAGUGACUCGCAGCUUGUUUGAUAAACUCUCACAGACUUUGAAUGUAAACGCUGUGGCUGCGCUUCGUCUAUCCAGCGCACUUGAGCAGUGUUACUGGAGGAGGUGGGGAGGAGGGCCUCAGGGGCGAGCACACCCCUACCGCCUCUGUCAGACUAUAACAGAGACUAGCAUUUAGUCAUUCUUCACGAAUGCUACACGGACACGGUUAUUUAUGUGCUCAAGUCCAGUGUAAGCUGCGGACCACGCGAGGAUCUAUUCGUCUUCUCCCACGGAGCCGAGGACCACCUUCUCAUUUCUGCCGUUUGGUUUGUUGGAACAUUGCGUCGUGGCCGCUGGAGACUUUUACGCACAGUUUUUAACAGUGAAAAAGGACAAUGCCUCGAUCUUUUCUGGUCAAAAAGUACUUCGCGAGACAAAAGCCAAACUACAGUGAACUGGAAUGUCAGAAUGACACUUCACAGGAGAGGUUUGCUCUCGCAGAGCUCUCACCAGGAGAUGACACCUCAGCCACCUGUUUCACGGCAGGAUUAGUGUGGGACCUCAGUGUGCUGCCCGCCCUCUACAUGCCCACAUCCCAAAUAGAGCCCUCUGCCACACCAGGCCCUCUGGACCUCAGCUCCCCAUCCAGCCUCAGUAGCAGUGCCAGCAGCAGUGGAGAAGAGGACGAAGGACGCACAUCAGAUCCCCCCAGCCCCGAACCUGUACACACGUAUGCCCCUCGCCAGCGGAUGAAAUGCACAGGCGUCAUGGCUCACGUCAGUCCUCCAGAGGAGGAGGACAGAGAAGCCCCCAUCACAGCAGCAACAAGGCCGGUCUUCCUCUGCAAACACUGCCCCAAAGAAUACACCAGCUUGGGGGCUCUGAAGAUGCACAUACGCUCACACACCCUGCCCUGUGUGUGCACCACAUGUGGAAAGGCUUUCUCAAGGCCCUGGCUGCUGCGUGGCCACAUCCGCACACACACAGGCGAGCGUCCGUUCUCCUGCCCCCACUGCAACCGGGCCUUUGCUGACCGCUCUAACCUGCGCGCUCACCUGCAGACCCACGCCGAAGUGAAAAAGUACCAGUGUGGCGUCUGCGCUCGCACCUUCAGCCGCAUGUCACUGCUGCAGAAGCACAGCUCCUCAGGGUGCUGCUCCCCCACCGUGUGAGACACGGUGGACAGAGAGAGUGACAGAGGGACCCACUCAGGGCAGUGGAGGGCUGCUGGACACAGAGAUGUGGUCUGUACAAGCCCCGCUGGCCUGUUGAUGACCUAUAAGGCCACAAAAAGUGGCCUCACUUAAGAGACUUGGACGGAAUCAAGCUUUAUUAUGGAUAUGACUUUACAAGCCUCUUAGAUUCCCUGUACCCUGAAAAAAAAAACAGCUGAGGAGCAGAUUUCCUUUCUUUCACCCCUUGUCUGAAGUCCUGAGGCUGGACCAAUAUAUACUGAGCAAUAUUGACACUUACUUGAUUUCAGAACCCUAUGUCAUUGUGCCCAAAGACCAAAUAUGUAGUGAACUAAUUGUGGUAAGAUGUGUUCUUUCCCGUCUCUGUCCUGGUGUGGGCCAACUCAGGAUCGUGGCUCAGACACAGCUGCUGAGAGGUAGGGGUGUGUGGGUGGACUAAAUCUCUCAGCGUGCCUCAUAAUACACACACACACACGCACACACACACACACACAAGCAAAUGCACACACAACUGUCCCUGGUACUGUGGUGUAGAUAGACGAGGUGCUAACAGGUGUCACAGCCACGACCUUCGCCGGUUGAUAGCAGGUGACUUCCGCUGCCCUUGGUUUGCUUGAAAUAAAAAAAAGAGGAAGCAUGUCAUGACAAAAGAAUGGCAUCAGUUAGAUUGUUUUCACCAGUAGGGAUCCUUUAAGCUUCUGCAUCCAAACUUUCUUUCUUAUCUGAUGAAUUCUGAUAUAGGAAAAGCCAUUUUGUCUGUUGUUAUCCAAAGAAGCGUUAUUCUGUGUGAUUGGUAAAGCCAUGCACUCAAGGUUACCACAGUGUUAAUAC
Messenger RNA from Solea senegalensis (Senegalese sole), 2113 nucleotides. It is a transcript of the gene snai1a, whose product is annotated as snail family zinc finger 1a. The record is from RefSeq and is a predicted model, not a curated record. Gene Ontology annotation, biological process: regulation of DNA-templated transcription. The transcript is spliced from 3 exons. Lineage: Eukaryota; Metazoa; Chordata; Actinopteri; Pleuronectiformes; Soleidae. Gene Ontology annotation, molecular function: RNA polymerase II cis-regulatory region sequence-specific DNA binding; DNA-binding transcription factor activity, RNA polymerase II-specific. Bases 485 to 1261 code for a protein of 258 amino acids.